Cladophialophora yegresii CBS 114405 is the source of this 1230-nucleotide messenger RNA. RefSeq lists its product as uncharacterized. The record is from RefSeq and is a predicted model, not a curated record. The transcript has a single exon. Gene Ontology annotation, molecular function: oxidoreductase activity. Gene Ontology annotation, cellular component: mitochondrion. Bases 1 to 1230 code for a protein of 409 amino acids. Lineage: Eukaryota; Fungi; Ascomycota; Eurotiomycetes; Chaetothyriales; Herpotrichiellaceae.
AUGCAAUCCGUCCCGGAAACGCAUAGAGCUCUAACCCUCCCAUCGCUCGGCGCCCCCCUCGAAGUGAAAUCCACACCCAUUCCCGCCCUCCUGCCUGGCAGCGCGAUCGUGCAGAUCCUCAGCACGCCCAUCCUCGCCUACGCCGCGGCCCUGUACUCCGGCGCGUUGAACUACCCGCUCCACCCACCACAGACCAUCGGCGGCGGAGCCAUCGGCCGGGUCGUAACUCUCGCCAACGACGCCACGACUCUGCACCCCGGCCAACUCGUGCUGCUCGACCCAAUGGUCCGCUCGCGUGACGAUCCCGCGCAGAGCAUCCUGCUCGGCGUCCACGGCGGGACUUCCGACCAGGCCGCCCGGUUGAUGAAAGGCGAGGAUGCAUGGCGCGAUGGGUCCUACGCCGAGUAUGCGCGCUGGCCGCUGGAGAAUGUCCACGCGCUAGAUGAAGAUAGGUUGUGCGGCGGUAGCCUCCGCAACCGCAGCAGUACCACCAUCGCCACCGCCACCGCCGCCGGCACCACUGGCACUGGUCUCGGCCACACCGUCCCCGAAUUAGCCUACCUUCUCAAGUUGCUCGUGCCGAUGGGCGGGCUGGCUGCAUUGGAUAUUCACGCGGGGGAUACCCUCGUCAUCGCCCCAGCGACGGGCCAGUUCGGCGGCGCGGCCGUGGAAGUCGCGCUGGCGAUGGGGGCGGACGUCGUCAUUUGUGGACGAAGACUUGAGGCGCUCGAGCGCAUGGAGGCCGUCUUGCAGCCCGCGUAUUCCGCAUGCGGUAUCAAAGUCGUUCAAUUAAAGGGGCACGUCGAGGAGGAUGCGGCCGCGAUCCGGGCGUGUGGACGUCCCGGCGGCGGAAUCGACGCGUAUAUCGACUUUUCGCCCGCGGGGGCUGCGGCUUCGACGCACAUCGCUAGCUGUAUCUUGGCGCUUCGCAAGGGCGGGAAGGCGUGCUUCAUGGGUGGCAUCACGCAAAUGGUUCAAAUCCCUUAUGCGGCGGUGAUGUUUAGGGAUUUAGUCAUCCGAGGGAAAUUCAUGUAUGAGAGGGAAGGGGUGAAGAGGUUGAUUGGGCUGCUCGAAAGCGGACGGUUGAAGUUGAAGUUGAACUCGGGCUCGGAGUUAGGGGCUCAGGUUGGGGAGGUGAAAACGUUCAAGCUGGAGGAGUGGGAGGUGGGGUUUAGGAGGCGAAAGAGAGGGGUGGAUGGAGGGGAAUGGCGGUGUUGGAGCCUGCGAUGA